AUGUCCGUUCAUCGUACAAUAGAGAAUAACGAGGAAGCUGGUAUCAGACCAAGCAAAACUUACCAAUCAUUCGUUGCGGCAGCUGGCGGUCACCACGAGUUAAAUUUUAUUGAAAAGGAUGUGAGGAAUUACAUCACGAGAGAAGUGCGGAAUAUUUCGGAACAAGAAAAUGCAAAGAAAUUCGGAAAAUAUUUAUUAAGAAUGAAAGAGAAGAAUCAGAAUUUCUUUUUUGAGCUUGAACUCGAGGGCGAUCAAUCGAUUAAGCUGGCUUUUUGGGCCGAUGCAAGGAGCAGAGCUGCCUUUGAGUAUUUCGGAGAUGUUAUUUUAUUUGACACCACCUACAAUACAAAUAGGGAUUGGAAUGAUUUUCUGUUGAAGUAUGGUCUUAUGGAUAACAAGUGGCUUUCAGAUCUUUACGAAGAUCAUCAUAUAUGGGUUCCAAUUUAUCUAGAUCACCACUUCUGGGCAGGGAUAAAAAGCACACAAAGGAGCGAGAGCAUGCAUUCAUUUUUUAACAAGUUCAUUACACGGAACAGCUCGCUUAUCCAAUUUGUCAAACAAUACGAUAAUUGCCUCGGAAGCAGGGAGCAAGCAGAGAGAGAAUCAAAUGAUGCAGAUUUUCAUGCGGUCAUACCGUGUGCAACUAAAUCCUCCAUUGAAGCUCAAUUUCAACAUGUGAACACUCACCAAAAGUUUAGGAAAGUCCAAGCACAAUUCAGAGGAAAUUCGAAUUGCAUCACAAGAUUAACGAACUCCGCUCUAGGCUAUUCAGUAUACGAAGUUGGAGAACAAGUUUUCAGCUCAAUAUUCAACAAGUUUGUGAUUACUUACGACUCAGUAGCAGCCCAAGUGAAAUGCCAAUGCUUAUUAUUCGAGUCAAGAGAAUCGAAGGAGCUGGCUGCCAUUAUGCACCGUGCAUACGAUAACGUCAUGGUUGAGAUGGAAGAACUGAAAGCCAAAAGGAAGGGGACAUGUUUGUUAUCUCAUGAAGAUCCCAAUUUAGAAUCCGUUAACGAGCUUCAAAGCCCUCCAAUGUUAAACCUCUUUGAUGCUGCAUCAGUGGUGCGUCCAAAUUCCAGCCAAUAUCAAGGACGUAUUAUGAAUUAUCAGUUCAGGGAACCAGCAGUAGGGGAUAGUUUUUUAGAUGUAUAG
Messenger RNA from Arachis stenosperma, 1152 nucleotides. Its product is annotated as protein FAR-RED ELONGATED HYPOCOTYL 3-like. The transcript has 5 exons. The record is from RefSeq and is a predicted model, not a curated record. The coding region runs from base 1 to 1152 and encodes 383 amino acids. NCBI's taxonomy places the organism in Eukaryota, Viridiplantae, Streptophyta, Magnoliopsida, Fabales, Fabaceae. Gene Ontology annotation, biological process: regulation of DNA-templated transcription.